Messenger RNA from Papaver somniferum (opium poppy), 3753 nucleotides. RefSeq lists its product as uncharacterized. Bases 1 to 3531 code for a protein of 1176 amino acids. Gene Ontology annotation, cellular component: cytoplasm; exocyst. The record is from RefSeq and is a predicted model, not a curated record. Gene Ontology annotation, biological process: Golgi to plasma membrane transport; exocytosis. Gene Ontology annotation, molecular function: DNA binding. The transcript is spliced from 22 exons. Lineage: Eukaryota; Viridiplantae; Streptophyta; Magnoliopsida; Ranunculales; Papaveraceae.
AUGGAUGCAUCAAGUCAAGCUCAUGGAACAUCUACUCCUACACCUACAACUGAUACACCUACCACUGCCACAGAUACAGUUGUUGGAUCCUCAAUCCAACCAACAAAUGAAGCAGCACAGCCAGAGACAGCAGCAGUAGAUGUAGAAGCUACUUCUACUCAAAUGGGUGGUAAGAUAACUUCUAACAUUUGGAAUCAUUUCAAGAGGUUGAAUGUUCAAGAUGCUGCAUGCAAUUACUGCAAGAAGGUGAUAAAGGCUCAUACUGGAAGGAAUGGUACAAGUGGAAUGUGGAAGCACUUCAACAGAUGCAAGCAGAAUCCUAACAAGCCAAAGCCUAAAGGACAACAAACUCUGACAUUAAAUCCUGCAGAACUGGGUGAGGAUAAAGGUCAGUUAGUCUCUACUAUUUUCAGUCAAGAUAAAUGUAAAAGGGCAGUUGUUGAAUUUAUUAUAAUUGAUGAGAUGUCAUUUAGAGCAGUUGAGGGUGAAGGUUUUAGGAGAAUGAUGCAUGUCUUAGAGCCUAGAUUUGUUGUGACAGGUAGAAUGACUAUUUAUAGAUGUUUAUUAGACAUGUAUGUAUUAGAGAAAGAAAAGUUGAAAAAUUACUUCAAGUCAACCAAGCAGAGGGUUAGUUUGACAACAGACAUAUGGACUUCACCAAACAAUUUCAACUACAUCUGUGUAACAGUUCACUUUAUUGAUCAGCAGUGGAAGUAUCAAAAGAGAAUUAUUAUGUUUUUUGAGGUUAGUGGUCACAAAGGAAUUGACAUUGGUGAGAUGUUAGAGAAGUGUUUGUCAGAUUGGGAGCUUAAAGAUGUGUUUACUGUCACUUUGGAUAAUGUGAGUGCCAACAAGGUAGCAAUGGAUUAUUUGAAGACUAGUAUUGUUUCAAAGACAAGGGCAGAAGAGAGAGCUAGGUACUUGCAUGUAAGGUGUGCAGCUUAUGUACUUGCACUUGUGGUAAAAGAUGUUGUGAGGGUCUACAACAAAUCAAUUACAAGAAUCAGGUCAGUUGUCAAGUAUAUAAAGGGUUCUCCAUCUAGGUUGGCUAAGCUUAAGCGUUGUGCAAAAUUAGUUGGAAUAGAGUCUAAGGUAACAUUGAUAUUAGAUGUUAAGACUAGGUGGAACAACACAUUCUUGAUGCUACAGGCUGCAGAAGUGUUUGAAAAAGCAUUUAUUAGGUUAGAAAGGUAUGACAAGGAAUAUCGGCAGUUGUUUUAUUACCCAAAACAGAGUGAGAAAGAUCUACCUGAUGCUAAUGAUUUUGAUAUUGAUAUGAACCCUACAACCUUUUUUGCCAUAUUGUUGGAUCCUAGAGAGAAAGAAAAAGGACUACAAUUUGCUCUUGAGCUCUUGUAUGGGAAGAAUUCUUCUAAGGUUGAAUCUGUUAUGAAGCUUGUUAAGUUGGAUUUUAAGAUUCUAUUUGAAGAAUAUAAGGAUGCCUAUUCAGUUCAUGAGGAGGAGUCAAGUAGUUCUAUCCAGGGACAAACCAAAGCAGUGAUGUGUCAUAUCGUUAGAGAUCAUGAAGAUCUCCUUCUCUCCUUUGAAAGCUUAACCAAGGAUGUAGAUUCUUUGGAGAAGUGUAUUCCACCUGAUUUCAAGAAUGUAGAUUAUUAUAUACAAUUUGUUCAAAGGCGGUUUGGAUCUGAAAGCCCAUACUUUAAGACCUUCAAGGAGAUUUUGUCCAUUCAAAUUGAAGGGGAAAUGAACCUCCAGGAUUUCUAUGGAGUGGUUUGCUUCUUAUUUAGAGAUCAGUGCUACCGUGACUUCUUUAAAAUUGAGGAGGUACUCCAACAGUAUGGUCGAAUCAAAUCAGUCGAAGUUGGGAUUGAGGAUACCAUUACCUCUGCUAUUGUUAUUUUUCAAGAUGCUCUUGGUGCCCAAAGAGCUGUUUUGGCAUCUCCCAUACUACUUGAUGGUCAUGGAGUCCACGUAUCAGAGUUGAAUUCAUCUGUUGCUGGGGAAUCAGUUGCUGAGGAAGAUAUAGGAAGACAUGGUAGGCACGUGCCUUCUGGUAUUGGAAACGCAAUUGCAAGCAGUGGUUUAGAAGGUUUUUCUGUGGAUAUUCAAGACUACACAAAUGAGUUCGAGACCAGGUUAUUGUCAAGGUUUGGGGCAGCAUGUGAGAGAAAAGAUACCCUUUCAAUGUCUGCUUAUGUUCAAAUUUUAACCACGUUUCACAGAGGUGUGAGUGCAAUUCAACAGUAUAUUCUAACUCGACCAAUGCUCAUGGAUGCUGAGGUAAUGAAUGUGGAUGCCAUAUUGGGUGCAGGGGAUCUGAUUUUACAAGUUAGUCCUAGCAAUGUUUCACGUGGACUUGCCCUGCUUUACAAAGAAAUAUCAGAGUCUGUGUUGAAAGAAGCUACCACGAUAAUGCUCGGGUUCCCUUCUCCUGAUAUUGUCAUGAAAAUCCUUGUGCAGUUGGUAUUGGAGUUCCGAAUAAUAUCACUUCUAAAUAAGCUUCUAGUGAAGCCUUCUCUUGUGAACUUGCCUCCAGUUGCUCAAGGCGGGGUUUUGUCAUACCUUCGAAUUCUAGAGGUCGCAUAUAAGAAGACAACUGAGAAGACAGGGGAACUUGCAAGGAACCUGCAAGCUGUGGGGUGUGGUGACUUGGGUUUAGAGGGUAAUGCGAUUUUAACAAUGGUUUUAUUGAAAGUCUAUUUUGACAACUAUCCUUUACAUGAGCAGGCAUCCCUUAGACAGCUCUUUCAGGCAAAGAUGGAAGAACUGUGCGCUGAAAACCACACUGAAUCAAGCGGUACAAUUGGAGGCUCCAGAGGAGUCUUAGAUCCAUUUUCCGAACACCAGAUAUCAUUAUUGGUAGUGACCGAGUUUGUGCGCUGGAAUGAAGAGGCGAUAGCUAGAUGCUCUUUAUUUUCAUCUGAACCUGCUACACUUGCAUCCAAUGUCAAAGCAGUGUUCACUUGCUUGCUGGCCCAUGUUGGUCAAUAUAUUACUGAGGGGAUUGAACGGGCAAGGGUCAUUCUUAAUGAGGCUGUAGCGGCGAGGGAAAUAAUUGUGGUUGGUACUAGUGUCAGUAGAAAGGAGGAGGCUGCUAUAGCUGCAUCUGCAUCUGCUGCUGAAAGCAGUUUCAAAUCUUUCAUGGAUGUCGUAAAGCGUUGUGCUAGCAGUGUGGGUAUUGUCAAGCAGUAUUUUAAGAACUCUAUUUCUCAACUCUUACUUCCUGUGGAUGGUGCACAUUUUGCUUCCCUUGAAGAAAUGGCAGCAGCUGUCUCGCGUGCAGAAGUUGCUGCUUAUGAAGGACUGCAGCAGUGUGUUGAAACUUUGAUGGCUGAGGCCGAGCGGUUACUCUCUGCUUCACAGAUCCCUCCAGAUUACUUGCCACCUGAAGAUGGAAUGGUUCCUGAUCUGAGGGUAGUUUGUUGCACGAAUUACUGCUUAGGCAUUGGCAGCCAUACACAUUUAACCCCGGAUUACAGUAAUUGUCAAACUGUCUUGUGCCAACCAACUGUGGUAAAGCUGGACUCACUGAGGGAUGCUCAUUCAGGGGAAAGGGAGAGGUUGCGAUAAGGGAAUGUUGUGGUGAUGGCAGAAAGAAUUUUGUUUUUCUUUCUACUUUUGUUUAGUUUUAAUUGGAGAAUGGAAGCCAGGGUAUCAGAGGAAUGGGUUUAGGAUUGAAGUAACUGUUUUAAUUGGAGUUGCUGUAACAACGCAUUUGACUGCAAGUCUAGUAAGCUUUUAACUGUUUAUUUGAAAACUGUCGUCAACUUAAUUACGCAGAAUUUUUUCUCC